UGCCCGUACACCAUACGGAUGCGGCCGCCGUGACGUUGGCGAUGGCGAUUUUCUCCAUAAGUGCAUUCAGCGCAUCGCCAAAGCAGUUUCGUCAACUAAUGUGGAGGUAUUUCAUUCUUCUUCCACAAGAGGCAAGCACUUACUGGCUAUCUCAUCCUGGGAGCGCUGUGAGCACUGCAAAGGCGAAGUUAACUGCAGUUCAUUCGCAGGUGUUUACGAUCGUGAAAAUAUUGCGCAGCGAGUUGAUGGAGACAGAGAUCUUAGAUAUUCUUCAUGGAGAUGCAGGAUCUGAAAUUAAAGAUUCUGACAAAGAGGAUUUGUACUCUCCAGGCGAAAGUACAAGUGAUGAUUCAGGUACCGACAAUGGUACAGACUACCAGUCACCAUUUGUGGUACCUGGUCGUGUGUGCCUCACUGAGCACAAAGAGCAAGAUUGGUUGGAAGUAGGCGAUCAGCCAACACUGCCAGAUUUCCAGGAAGUAGUCUGUGUAGCAUAGCAUUUUUCAGAUGCUACUUAGGAGCUUCAAUAUUUUCUUUGAUGACGAACUUAUUCGGCUCAUCAAAAGUGAAACACACAGAUACGCUGGUAACUUUCUUAUGGUAAUGAAACGCAAAGGUAGCCUGAAAAUAAACUGUUUGGCAUAAGUGGUCUGCAGUAAAAUUACAAGAGAUUUACUGGUCUCUCAGUAUUAUUUUGCAUAUGUGCGUCGUCAAAUUGCCAAAAAUCAGUGAUUAUUGGUCAACAGACCCGUAAAUUGUUGAGUCGCGAUCGAUUUUGCGCUACAUUGUCGAUGUUACACUUGAAUGACAAUGCUACGUUCAUUAGCACAGGCCAAGAAAAGCACGACCCACUUCACAA
Schistocerca gregaria is the source of this 859-nucleotide messenger RNA. RefSeq lists its product as uncharacterized. The coding region runs from base 42 to 497 and encodes 151 amino acids. Lineage: Eukaryota; Metazoa; Arthropoda; Insecta; Orthoptera; Acrididae. The transcript is spliced from 2 exons. The record is from RefSeq and is a predicted model, not a curated record.